AACUCCAUCACCCAUCGGAGGACCCAUGUUGGAUGAUCCACAGUGACUCACAUUGGGCAGAGACCUGGUGGGUAAAGGCCUGUUGACCAAUGUUUCUGGUGACCCAUGUUCCUUGUAACCCACUGUGGUAGUGCUUUACCCCCCCCCCAGGCCUCGCUAUGAUCUGAAAAAUGCUCGUUAGGUCUCGACCUUGAUGAACAGUCCCUGGGCUGAGCUACUCUUGAGCUGCUCAGAAACACUGUCUGCUCAUAGGAACUGGUGCUGUCUAAUGAGCUCCUGCUUUUCUUAACCAGCCUUGGAAGCUUGUUUUUCUUGUCUGAAGAACAACCCAAGUGGAAUCAUAUUUUUGUUCUCCAACUUUGAGAGAAAGUCCCUAACCUGAACUGGGACCAGGAUGGACAAUUCCUGUGCCUUAAAGCCCCCUCUGCGUGGGCCCCAUAACCAGUGGUGCUGAUUGAGACCCUUUGAGCUCUCUGAGGCGACAGCAACCUCCCUUUGCUUGGGCCUCUCAGAGCCCCCAACUCCCCCAUUUGCUGCAUUCAGAGGAUCCUGACUGACAGCAGAUCCGGGGCUGAUCCCUCUCACUCCUUGAGGCUCAGCCGUUCUUCUGAGAAUGUGCAAUGGCAUCCCAAGGGAGGAUUUUCCUGAAUCCCAAGGGAAUUGUUCCCAGGUACCUUGUCCAGACUCCUUCUGUCUGUGUGAGUGUGAAUCUACCAUAACAAAUGUCCCGGGAACGCUGCUCUCCUGGAUUCUUCAGCACUUUGGAUUUGUAAGUCGGUCAGGCCUGCCCCCUGGAUUAAUGGAUUCCCUGCUCUUCCUCUCUGCCCGUCGGCUCGUCGCCCACCGCCCCCUUCCCACUGUCCCCGCCCAGCUCUAUCCCGUCCUCUUCCAAGCUGCGUUCCUGGAUGGGAGACCUCUAGUCCUGCAGGAUUUGGUGGCCCAGUGGCCAUUCCCAGUCCUCAACUUCGAGGGGAUCGUGGGGCGCCGGGAGCUGCUCCGGGAUCAUCCCUCCAAGCUCUGCAUCCAGUCCGUCAUCCUGGCCGUGGUGGACCAGCUCCGGCAGGAUCUGGAGGAAGCAGGCCAUGAUUCCAGCCGGUGCCGUCUCCGUGUGCUGGAUGUGACGGGACUCCGGGAUGAUGCUGCUGGCCGUGCUCCGGAAGGGAUGAGUGUCUGGUCUGGCACCGUGGCCCUGGCCAAGGCUUGUGUGGAGGUCUCCAAACACCAGCGGGAACUCCAGAAAUGCAGAUCCAGGAGCCACAAGGGCCGUUCCAGCGCUAUGGCAGCUCCGCGAUUCAUCGACAUCCACGCUGAUCUCUUCGUCAAUGGAACAUCCUAUGGAAUCCUGUGGGAUGCACUCCAGGCUGGGAACACCAGCCCACUGCGCCUCAAGUGCCGGGAGUUCCAAGCCGAGGAGCUCUGCCUGGCUGGAAUUGUGAGUCUGCUGAAAUCCUUGGAUCCCUCUGGCGUAAGGAGGGUGGACCUUCGCUUCAACAACCUUGGACUGGGGGGUCUCUCCUUGGUUUUGCCACAUCUCUCCCGAUUCCUGGGUCUCCGAAGCCUCCGACUUCCCUACAGCAAUGUCGACGUGCGGCGGCCAACGCCAGAGUCGGUGCUGGGAAUCCGAUGUCUGGCCAGGGAGCUGGGAAAGCUGCAGAGCCUCAGGGAGCUCAACCUGGGAUCCUCCAGGCUCUCCGGGAAUUUGAGGCACAUUCUCUGCAAACUCGAGGCUCCAUUGGAAAGCUUGGAACUGGCCUUCUGCUCCCUCCUUCCCGCUGACUUCGCUUUCCUCUCCCAAAGCUUCCAUGCUCCGGCCCUGAAAAGGCUGGAUCUGAGCGGCCAUGAUUUCUCCCAAACUCUUCUCCAACCCCUUCAGCAUCUCCUGGAGGAAACCUCGGCUUCCCUGCUCCACCUGGACCUCAUGGAAUGCCGGCUGACAGACUCACACCUGGAUGCCCUGCUGGUGUCACUCCGGCACUGCUCCUGCCUCCGUUCCCUCGGACUCUUUGGGAAUUCCUUCUCCACAGCAGGGCUCAAGGAUUUAUUAUGGAAAACUGUGGUCCUGCCAGAUCUCCGCCUGGUCGUGUAUCCUAUCCCUGUGGAUUGCUACAAGUCAGGGCUGGAUCCUGGCUGGAUUUUGGAGGAGCAGCUGGACAGGGAAUGUUUGGGAGCAGUGAGCGCAGAGCUGGGCCGGAUGCUGGAGAGCUUCGGAAGAGCUGACAUUGUCUGGACUUCCAACCCCUAUGGACACGAAGCCCUGGAUUACUUCUGCUUGUAGCUGGGGAAGAGCUUGGAGCCUUCAGCCUGGAGAAGUGCUGUGGCCUCAGUGCCUCCUUCCUCAAAGAAUUUGUGUGUAUUCCACCUCAUUUCAGUGUUUUUCACCCUAUCCCAGUGUUUUUCAACCUAAUUUUGGCGGUUUACCGCCUCAUCUCACUGUUUCUCUACCUCAUCCUGGUGUUUUCUGCCUCAUCCCAGUGUUUUUCCUCUAAACCCAUUGUCUUUCCACCUCAUCCUAGUGUUUUUCCACCUCGUUUUGGUGUUAUUCUGCUUUAUCCUGCUGCUUUUCCCCAUCACAGUGGUUUUUUCUGCCUUAUCCCUUCUCCUAGUGUCUUUCUCCUUCUCCUAGUGUUUUUCCACUUCAUCCUGGUGCUUCUCCACCUCAUUUUGGUGGUUUUCCACCUCAUUGUGGUCUUUUCCCACCUCAUCCUGGUGUUCUUCCACCUCAUCCAAGUGGGUUUUUGCCACGGCCCGAUGGAGAAAGGAAUAGGGACACAACACUGCACAGAGGGUUCUGACAAGAUGGAAGGUCAGGGUGCAAUGGCCACUUUAUUGAGGGGGAACAAGGACUUAUAUAGGGUUCGAGUGAGGGGAGGUCUGAUAACCAGGGCAGAGCAUGGGAUGGACAUCUCAGGGUAUUGCAGGAUUGGGGAAUGAGGGAAAGUGGGAGGAACUUAGGAGGAGUUAAGCAGCGGGGACCAAUGGGAGCUCACUCCACACUGCGGCACUUACCGGCCAGUCAGUGGGGAAUGAGUGGGAAAGCAGGGGAGAACAAGGUGGUAAACAACUUUUGAUGGGAAAACUUGUGGACAAGUACAGACAUGUUUGGGGCAAUACAAUCUAAGGGGAUUAAUACAGAGGUAUAUAUGUAAGGGUACAUAAAACAUGGGACGAACUGGGAAGUAACACAAAAGUCCAUAAUUUAUCGUCUUCUCUAAGCUCCAUAUAAGUCUCUCCAGGCUUGGAAUCGUUCCCACUCACUCUGAUGUUCCUCCACAGGUUUUGACCUCAUUUUGGUGUUUUUCCUGUUAUCCCAGUGGUUUUUUGCCUCAUCCCGAUGGUUUUCCACCUCAUUCCAGUGUUUUCCAGUAACUUUUGUUACCACCUUGUCACCAGCCGUAGCUGGGACAAACCUGAUGUCACUGGAAACCCCCCGAACUCUGCUGAUUAACACUGGAUAUUAAUUAAUUAAUAAUUAAUAAAUCAGCAUCACUUGGCUGGUGAUGAAAUUCCUGCCA
Messenger RNA from Manacus vitellinus (golden-collared manakin), 3512 nucleotides. It is a transcript of the gene LRRC14, whose product is annotated as leucine rich repeat containing 14. NCBI's taxonomy places the organism in Eukaryota, Metazoa, Chordata, Aves, Passeriformes, Pipridae. Gene Ontology annotation, cellular component: cytoplasm. The coding region runs from base 614 to 2275 and encodes 553 amino acids. The transcript is spliced from 4 exons. The record is from RefSeq and is a predicted model, not a curated record.